This is a messenger RNA of Nannospalax galili (Upper Galilee mountains blind mole rat), 1991 nucleotides long. It is a transcript of the gene Spop, whose product is annotated as speckle type BTB/POZ protein. The transcript has 13 exons. Lineage: Eukaryota; Metazoa; Chordata; Mammalia; Rodentia; Spalacidae. Gene Ontology annotation, cellular component: cytoplasm; nucleus. Gene Ontology annotation, molecular function: ubiquitin protein ligase binding. The record is from RefSeq and is a predicted model, not a curated record. Gene Ontology annotation, biological process: regulation of proteolysis; proteasome-mediated ubiquitin-dependent protein catabolic process. Bases 496 to 1620 code for a protein of 374 amino acids.
UGGGGUCGGGCGGGUACACGCUCGCUGCGUCGACGUGCUGACGACAGAAUGCCCGGGCCGGUGUGUGUGUCGGCGUGUAUGUAUGUGUGUGUAUGUGUGUGUGUAUAUGUGUGUUUGUGAGUGUGCGCGCUCCGGGAGUGUGUAUUUGUGUAUCGGCGGUCCCUCAGGUCCCGGAUGUUCCGGACAGUAUGAGGCGAGCGCGGGGGGCCGGGGACCAGCAGCUGUCGCCGCCGCUCUCAGAGACUUCCUGCUAGACAAGACAAAUUAGAGUUUUCCUACUGACUUGGAUGAACUUCUGUGUUUGGAACAGAGACGCAUUUUCUACCUGGUCCUAUUUUUGGAUAGAGAAUUAUGCAGAGAUUGAACCCAGGUCAUCAGGCUUACAAGGCAAGCACCUUUACCUGCUGAGCCAUCUGACCAGCUGUUCAUAAGGGUGAAGAAAAACAAAUUUUUGCUGCCUGACUUUGGAAAUCUAGUCUAACCUUCAAACUGGCGAUGUCAAGGGUUCCAAGUCCGCCACCUCCGGCAGAAAUGUCGAGUGGUCCUGUGGCUGAGAGCUGGUGCUACACACAGAUCAAGGUAGUGAAAUUCUCCUACAUGUGGACCAUCAAUAACUUUAGUUUUUGCCGGGAGGAAAUGGGUGAAGUCAUUAAAAGUUCAACUUUUUCAUCAGGAGCCAAUGAUAAACUGAAAUGGUGUUUGCGAGUAAACCCCAAAGGGCUAGAUGAAGAAAGCAAAGACUACCUGUCACUUUACCUGUUAUUGGUCAGCUGUCCAAAGAGUGAAGUUCGGGCAAAAUUCAAAUUCUCCAUUCUGAAUGCCAAGGGAGAAGAAACCAAAGCUAUGGAGAGUCAACGAGCUUAUAGGUUUGUGCAAGGCAAAGACUGGGGAUUCAAAAAAUUCAUCCGUAGAGAUUUUCUCUUGGACGAGGCCAAUGGGCUUCUCCCUGAUGACAAACUCACCCUCUUCUGUGAGGUGAGUGUGGUACAAGAUUCCGUCAAUAUUUCUGGCCAGAAUACCAUGAACAUGGUAAAGGUUCCUGAGUGCCGACUGGCAGAUGAGUUAGGAGGGCUGUGGGAGAAUUCCCGGUUCACAGACUGCUGCUUGUGUGUAGCUGGCCAAGAAUUCCAGGCUCACAAGGCUAUCUUAGCAGCUCGUUCUCCUGUUUUUAGUGCCAUGUUUGAACAUGAAAUGGAGGAAAGUAAAAAGAAUCGAGUUGAAAUUAACGAUGUGGAGCCUGAAGUUUUUAAGGAAAUGAUGUGCUUCAUUUACACGGGGAAGGCACCAAAUCUUGACAAAAUGGCUGAUGAUUUGCUGGCAGCUGCUGACAAGUAUGCCCUGGAGCGUUUGAAGGUCAUGUGCGAGGAUGCCCUCUGCAGUAACCUGUCUGUGGAGAACGCUGCAGAAAUUCUCAUCCUGGCUGACCUCCACAGUGCAGAUCAGCUGAAAACUCAGGCAGUGGAUUUCAUCAACUAUCAUGCUUCGGAUGUCUUGGAGACCUCUGGGUGGAAGUCAAUGGUGGUGUCACAUCCCCACUUGGUGGCUGAAGCAUACCGCUCUCUGGCUUCAGCACAGUGCCCGUUCCUGGGGCCCCCACGUAAACGCCUGAAGCAAUCCUAAGAUCCUGCCAGUUGUCAGACUUCAUUUAUUUUCCAGAAGCAGCAGCCACUGUUGCUGCCACUGACCACCAGGUAGACAGCGCAAUCUGUGGAGCUCUUACUCUGUUUCGGGGAAGACUGCAUCGUGGCCCCAGACUUUUAAAACAGCACUAAAUAACUUAGGGGACCGGGGGGAGGGAAGGGCCCGGGACUCGGGGCUACUCAACCUAAUAAACCCUGUUGCUGUGUCACCGUGUUCCCUAUGGCCAGGCCAAGUUUGGCACUUGGAUUCAGUUUAGGUGUUGGCCCCAAGCACACCCCAGCAGCAGUACUUCGGAGAAGCUUGCCUGCAUCUGACUGAGCAGAACAAACCAGCAGGUGCCUGGAGCAAAA